Molecule: messenger RNA, 3359 nt
Organism: Callithrix jacchus (white-tufted-ear marmoset)
Lineage: Eukaryota; Metazoa; Chordata; Mammalia; Primates; Cebidae
Gene: OGFOD1
Product: 2-oxoglutarate and iron dependent oxygenase domain containing 1
Biological process (GO): peptidyl-proline hydroxylation; regulation of translational termination
Cellular component (GO): cytoplasm
Molecular function (GO): iron ion binding; peptidyl-proline dioxygenase activity; L-ascorbic acid binding
Source: RefSeq, a predicted model, not a curated record
GGUGCUUCCAAUUGGAUAGCGCGGGGGAACCCGGUAAUUGGGGCAUGCCGGGAAUUGUAGUCCCUUUAGGAAAGUAGCGUCUUGUACAGGCUUGGCUCUGUACCUUGGGAGGAGAUGAAUGGGAAGCGGCCAGCGGAGCCCGGCCCAGCCCGGGUGGGAAAAAAGGGAAAGAAGGAGGUGAUGGCGGAGUUUUCGGACGCUGUCACGGAGGAAACCUUGAAAAAGCAGGUGGCUGAGGCCUGGAGCCACAGGACGCCUUUCAGUCACGAAGCCAUUGUCAUGGACAUGGACCCUUUUCUUCACUGCAUGAUCCCAAACUUCAUCCAAAGCCAAGACUUCUUGGAAGGGCUUCAGAAGGAACUUAUGAACUUGGAUUUCCAUGAGAAGUAUAAUGAUUUAUAUAAGUUCCAGCAGUCUGAUGAUUUGAGGAAGAGAAGAGAGCCUCACAUCUCUGCUUUAAGGAAAAUUCUGUUUGAAGAUUUCCGGUCCUGGCUUUCUGAUAUUUCUAAAAUUGACCUGGAACCAACCAUUGACAUGUCCUGUGCUAAAUAUGAAUUCACUGAUGCUCUGCUGUGCCAUGAUGAUGAGCUGGAAGGGCGCCGGAUCGCCUUCAUCCUAUACCUGGUUCCUCCCUGGGACAGGAGCCUGGGGGGUACCCUGGACCUGUACAGCAUUGAUGAACACUUUCAGCCGAAGCAGAUUGUCAAGUCUCUUAUCCCUUCGUGGAACAAACUGGUUUUCUUUGAAGUAUCUCCAGUGUCCUUUCACCAGGUGUCUGAAGUCCUGUCUGAAGAAAAGUCACGUUUGUCUAUAAGUGGCUGGUUUCAUGGUCCAUCGUUGACUAGGCCUCCCAACUACUUUGAACCCCUCAUACCUAGGAGCCCUCACAUCCCACAAGAUCAUGAGAUUUUGUAUGAUUGGAUCAACCCUACUUAUCUGGACAUGGAUUAUCAAGUUCAAAUUCAAGAAGAGUUUGAAGAAAGUUCUGAAAUUCUCCUGAAGGAGUUUCUUAAGCCUGAGAAAUUUGCGGAAGUCUGUGAGGCCUUGGAGCAUGGAGAUGUGGAAUGGAGCAGCCGAGGUCCCCCUAACAAAAGGUUUUAUGAGAAAGCUGAGGAGAGUAAGCUUCCUGAUGUAUUGAAGGAGUGCAUGAAGUUAUUUCGCUCUGAGGCCCUAUUCUUACUGCUCUCCAACUUCACUGGCCUGAAGCUUCAUUGCUUGGCCCCUUCUGAAGAAGAUGAGAUGAAGGACAAAAAAGAGGAAGAAGCUGCCUCUGCUGCUGAUAGCACUGAAGAAGGGACUAGCCAUAGCCCUCCUGAGCCAGAGAAUAAUCAGACAGCCAUCAGUAACAACAGCCAACAGAGCAAUGACCAGACAGACCCAGAGCCAGAGGAAAAUGAAACAAAGAAAGAAUCAAGUGUUCCCACAUGCCAGGGGGAACUGAGGCACUGGAAGACUGGUCACUACACUUUAAUUCAUGACCAUUGCAAGGCUGAAUUUGCCCUAGACUUAAUUCUCUACUGUGGGUGUGAAGGCUGGGAGCCCGAAUAUGGCGGUUUUACUUCUUACAUUGCCAAAGGUGAAGAUGAAGAGCUGCUAACAGUGAAUCCAGAAAACAAUUCUUUGGCAUUGGUCUACAGAGAUAGAGAGACUCUGAAAUUUGUCAAGCAUAUUAACCAUCGAAGCCUGGAACAAAAGAAAACCUUCCCAAACAGAACAGGUUUCUGGGACUUUUCAUUCAUCUAUUAUGAAUGACAGCACUGGGCAAAGCUAAACAAAAAUGUGACCCUUCAUCAGUACUGGGAAGUCUGGAAGAGCUAAGCAUGGAGUGAAGGAGAGCUACAUGGUAGCUUGCCUGACAAUGUUCUUAAAACUGGUUGUUCUUUACUAGGACUCAAAAUGAUUGUCCUCAACCUAGACCUUGAGCUUAGAGCUACAAACUUAUCUCUUGAUUAAAAAAAAAAAAAAGUUGGCUUUUUUUUAAUGCUGAAUCCUGACUUCAAUGAAUUUUUAACUUCAAUGUUCUUUUUUUUAUUGUGGUAAAAUAUUUAUAACCUAAAAUUGACCAGCUUACCCAUUUUCAAAUAUGUAAUUUCAGUGGAUUAAAUACAAUCUCAUUGUUGUUCAGCCAUCGCCAUGAUCCAUUUCCAGAACUUUUCCAUCUUCCCAAACUCUGUGCCCACUGAACAAUAACUCCACACCCCCGCCUUCCCCUAGCAACAGCCAUUCUACUUUUUGUCUCUGUCAUCAACCUGACUACUCGUAUUUCUCAUAUCAGUGGAACCAUACAGUAUUUGUCCUUUUGUGACUUUAUUUCACUUAACAUAAGGUCUUUAAGAUUCAUUCCUGUUUCCAGUGUUUUGGUUUUUUUAAAACUCAUAAGUGAUAGCAGAUUUUGUUCUUCUCAAUCAUGCUGGUUUAGAAAAUUACAGAGCCUUACAUCCUGAUCAUGCUGGGCCUUCGAAUUCUGACACAGUGAGUCAUCACAUUUUCUCCCACUGCCUGUGGCCUUGUUCCACCAUGACACUCACAGGACAGUGUAGGCUUAGAUGAUGUGUAGUAUUACUCCCUUGGAAAGGGUCUGGGCUACAACCACAUGCCCCAAGAAACUUCUGGUUGGUAAAGAAGAUAGGCUGCUUAUUGCCAUGUGUGGUCACUUCCAAGUGCCCACUGCCUUUCCAUCCUGGAGUCGUGGCCUGUAUAUAAGUAAAUGAUUCUAGCCUCACAUGUUGCUUCUGUUUUCUAAAUACUGUAGGGUCAACUAUGUAACUAAUUGCUUUUUGUUUUAAGAGACUGAAUGCUAAAAAGCCAUAUCAGAAUGCCAAGAGGGUGUGCGUCUUGUUAAUUUUUUUCUUGAAAUGUUCCAGGGAGUUAUAACUACCUGUGUGGGUAUGCCUGGGUGGAUGAAAGAUACUGUUCUCAUUCCAUCCCAAUACAGUCUCCUGUUUCCUCUUUUUCUACAUUUAUUUUUAGCUUUUGCAGUAGCUUCUACUCUGGGUUUUACUAAUUAAUAGAAAAAGCAUUGGGCCUUUAAACUUCUUAACCAUUCUUCUCUUUCAUCUCCUAAAACUUUGGGUAUUCAUUCUUUUCUGAAGUUUGCAUUUAAGUGAAAAUGAGUUUUGCUUUGUCGUUUAGGUUUACUUUCAAAAAGGUUUAAUUAUGCACCCCAGCCAGUUAAGAAAUGUUUUAGCAGGUAUGCCCUUGAUAGGGAUAUUUAUAUACUUUACGCAUGUAAUAUUAGUUCUAUAAUUGUACCGUUAUAAAACACUAAUUUUUAAAUGAGAGAAAAAGAAAUGUCCAGAACUAGUUCUUACAUUGUCUUCCUCUCUGCAUAUUGUAAUAAACCAUUUUACACGAUACGA